UCAAGCGGAAGUCCCUCCCACCAGUUUCCGUUUCGUCGCCGACCCGAAACGCACUCCACGCCCGCUCGCCCGUUGCAAACUCGGACUGCGGCGACUUUCGUCGCUUCCUUCUGCUUUGCGUGUGCGGGCUCGCCUCCCUCGCCUUCACGUGGAGCAACAUGGACACCCAGCUGUUUAUGGAGUGUGAGGAGGAAGAACUGGAACCCUGGCAACAGGUGGACGACGGCGUCGACGAAGACGACGACGAUGACGACGAGCUGGCCUCCUCCGAGGCGACGUCGGCGACUCGUCCUCGCGCCGGCCACCCGCGGUCUAAAGUUCCGCCCCUCAACCCGACGCAGACCAGCGGAGGGGCGCGCCUCUUCUUUACCGAUCAGGCAUUCCCGGCAGCCGCGCCCGGACCGUCUCCGUCGGUCGACCCGCCGCGGAAGCUCGCGCCGGCACAGCGCCACGCCGCGGGCGUAUCAUUGCCCAAGGGCGGCGCCCUUCCGGGAGUUCCCGCCGUGCUGAACCGCCACGCCGGCAGGGGGCGCCCAGGUCCGGACACGGCGGCGGUCUACUCCGGCGCCGGACCCACGAAGGUGGUCCUCAGCGUGGACGAGUUCUACUACGGGACAUCGGGUGAGGAGCAUCCCCUGAGGAGGAAGUACCACCCUGCGCUCAAAAGCGACGCCUUCAGCUGCGAUAUUUGCCAGCGCGCCAUCAGCGACAACCUCAGGCUGGUGCAGCACACGCUCCAGCACUCGCCGCUGGUCCGAGGAGGCGACGAGCACAAGAUGUGCUCUUUCUGCUUCCGGCAUUUUUCCGGCGGCGCUCAGCUUCAGGGCCAUCGCGAGCAGGUGCACGGCUCCUCCCCCUCCUCAUGUACGUGUCGAAUCUGCGAGUGGGCCUUCGACAACGAGUCGGCCUUCCUCAACCACAUGAAGACCAAUCACAAGCCGGGAGAGAUGCCCUACAUCUGCCAGGUGUGCUUCUACCGCUCGUCCUUCUACUCGGACGUGCUGCAGCAUUUCGCCAGAUUCCACAAAAAUUCGCGCUACCUGCUCUGCGUCUUCUGCCUGAAAGUCAGCCGGAACGUGGCCGGCUACCAGAGGCACGUCCUGAGCCACAAGGCGGGCGGAGGCUUCCACUGCAACCGAUGUCGCCUGCAGUUCGCCCACCCGGCCGACAAGAAGCGCCACAAGCUGGAACGCCACCGCAGCGUCCGCAGACCCGCCAAGCUGGAGGGGCUCCCCCUGGGGUCAAAGGUGACCAUCCGCAUGUACGGCAAGAGGCGACUGGCGGCUCCGGCCGCGGCGGGCGACGCGCGGCUCCUGCGGGACCCCUCCUGCCUGGUCCAACCCAUCAAGUUCAAGGCCAGGCGUCGGGACGCUUCCCCUCCCGUCGGGGGACCCCCGCCGGCCAAAGCCUCUCGCUCCACCUGGCUGAACCCCGGCAGCUUGUCGUGUUGGGAGUGCGGCGGCGACGUGUCGGACUUUGCGGCGCACUACCCCACGCACGUGCGCUGCCUGCUGUGCGCCUUUGGCAGCUGCUGCUCCCGCGCCUACGCCGCCCACAUGAUCCGCCACCACGUGCCGCGCCCCGAGGAAGCAGAGUUCCGACGGCCUCGCCGAGGCCCGCCCCCCUGUCCCUUCUACCUGGUCUGUUCCCGCUGCGACUUUGCCUCGGUGUCUGGUGACAAGAUGGCCGUCCACCUGGCACUCAACCCCGAGCACGCCGCCGCCGCCUGUCGUUCGAGAGAGUACAUUGAGCCGGACAUCCAGCUGAGUUCGGACGAAGAAGAGAAGGCGAAGGACGAGGACCCGCCGACGGACGGCUGGGAGCCGGCCGGGGUGGAGGCGGGCGGCGAGGGCCGCGCGGCGCCGUUCGCUCAGCCCCGCGGCCCCCGCCCGCCGCUGCUGAGGGACGGCGACGCCGCCGAUUUCUUCGACCUGCUCUUCCCGCCGGCGCUGGUGGAGCUGAUCGCGGCCGAGACCAACGCCCACGGCGAGAGCCGCCGCCGCCAGGGCGCUGCUUUCGGAGACUGGCGUCCGGUCACUCCCCGGGAAAUCCGCGCUUUCCUGGGUCAGUGCGUCCUGACGGGAGCGGAAAGCCCGCCCGAGCGCGAAGACGGCCGGCGCGCCGUGAGCCCCCGACGCUUCCGGCAGCUGGCGUCCGCCGUUCGCAUGGGGAGUUUGGGCGGCGACGUGCGGCGGAGGGGCGAGGACCCGCUGCGCCCGUUCAGGCGCAUGCUGGACAUCCUGAGCGGCGCCAUGUGGGAGGCCUACCGGCCCAACUGCUGCCUGAGCGUGGACAGAGCGCUGCUCCCCGCGCCGGAGGGGGACGCGGCGGCGGGGGGCCGGCCCCCCGAGGUCUGGCUGCUCUGCGACUCCAAGUCGGGUUACUGCCACCGCUUCUUCAUCCGCACGGGGCCAAAGAGGGGGCGGGAGACGGGCUUUCGGGUGGCGCGGGAACUUCUCAAAGGCCUGGAACACAAACGCCACCAGAUCUACUUGGCCGGUUCGCUCACCUCGGUCCCUCUGCUGCAGAAGCUCUUGGAGCAGGGCAUCUACGCCUCCGGCUCCUUCCCGCCGCCUAGCCGCGUCCUCCCGCCGGCGCUGUGGGAGGAAGGGCGUCUGGAGAAAGCCGGGGACUUCCUGCAGAGGCGGCGGGGUCCCCUGCUGGCCACGCGCUGGAGGGACGCCAAGGAGAUGGGCUGCCUGUCUACCAACGCGCCGGCGGGGGAAGCCGACACGGUGUGGAGGCGCUCCCAGUCCGGGGCGGGCGGCCUGGAUCCCGUCCGCCGGCCCAUGGCCUUCCGCCUGCUGCAGGAGAACAUGCGAGGGGUGGACAUCUGCAAGCAGCUGCUGGCCUGCAACCCCCUGGGCGGAAUCUUGCAGGACCGCCAUUGGCGCUCCCUUUUCUGGUUCCUGGUCAACCUGAGCGUGGUCAACGCCUUCAUCGUCCUACGCGAGAGCCGCAAGGACAACCCGCCGUCCUGGGUGCGGGACGGCCUCUUCGCCCAGGCCAACUUUCGCCGGCGUCUGGGCGUCCAGCUGUGCGAGGGCGCCGAGCGGGGCGCCGUUCCCGAGCGGGACGUCGUCUCCGUCCCCGCCAAAGCCCCCGUCCCCGGGCGGCCCCGUCGGAAGGUCCCGAGGCGCCACCGCUUGUGCAAGAUCGGCGGCACCUCCAAGAAGUGCCAACACUGCGGCGGCGACAGGGAAGGCAGCUGGGGUUGCGGCCUCUGCCGGGUCCGCCUCUGCAAAAAGCCGCAAUGCUUCUGGGAGUUUCACGGACUCUCGCCCCUCCGCGAAGGCCCGACGGAAGUGGGAUCCGCGGACGUCGUCGUCCCGAGCGGAGUGGUCAAGCGAGAAAAAGCCCAAGACCACCUGGCUCCUCUGGAGGACCCGGACUUCUCCGAAAACGAGGCCGAGGAAAGAGCGGCCGUAAAAGAGGAGGCGCCUUCUCCGCCCCCCUCGGCGCCUCCGCCGGACGACGCCCCCGAAGAACGGGCGGACUUCCUGUCGGCCCAUCAGCUGAGGGUGGCGCUGCUGGCCCUGUGCGGCGGAGCGGGCCAGGCUUCGGCCAUCUUCGGCACCGAGCCGCGCCUGGUCCGCUCCUGGCUGAAGGAGGCCCGCCGCCACCUCCGGCGAAAGGGGCGGGAAUGCCCGGCGCCGGACGGCGAGGCCCGACUGGCGGCCUGGGUGCUGAGCCAGCGCGAGCGCCAGCUCCCCGUCAGCGAGAGCGUCCUCUUCCACAAAGCCGCCGCGCUCAAUAAAGACGGCGCCUUGGACGGCUUCCGCGUGUCCUACCAAUGGGCCGUGCUCUUCAUGCUCCGCCACAGGUUAGGGCCGGGACGGGCGCCCGCCCCCGCUCUGCCUCCGUAUCUGUCGGCCGACGUCCGGUCUUUCAAGGACUUUGCCCGCAAAAUCGUCCGCGUCCACCGUCUCCCCCGUAACGCCGUGGCCGCGGCGGACGAGCUGUGCUUGUUCGUGGACCCGCUGAGCUUUCGGGACCCCGAGCGUCGCGCCCGGGCCUUGAGCUUCGCCGGCUCGACGCCGCUGGUCACCGUGUGUCUGUCCGCGCUGGCCGACGGAAGCGCGCUGCCGGCCUUGGUGCUGAGCCACGGAGGGCCGGACGUCGAGGCGCCGGCGGCGGACUGCGCCGUGCUGGCGGCGGCCUCUCCCGACCCCUCUCCCGGGGAGGCCUUUAAGCUCUGGACGCAAAGGGUCUGGCUCCCGUACGUUUCCGGGACGCUCGGACGCGGGAAGUCCAUGUUGGUGUUGGACCGGCACCACGAGCACGCGGGAGAGCUCUCUCUAGGCGCGCUGAGCGCUUCGGGCACGCUUCCGGCCGUCGUCCCCGAAGGAUGCUCCUUCCUCCUGCAGCCUCUGGACCUGGCGGCCAAGCCGGCUCUGGAACGUUUCCUCAUGGCCCGCUGGAACAAAUUCUGCGCCGAGGGGGACGAGGAGAGAGACGAUGACGACGAUGCCGCCCGCGUGCUGAUCCGCUGGACGGUCCGAGCCUUGGCGCGCAUCAAAGGCUUACGGCGCCUCUGGAGGACUUCCUUCGAGAUGACGGGGAUCCUGCCGGGGGACGAGGAAAGCCCCGACCGGGAGGGCGAGCGGCGCGGCCUUCGAGAGGAGCUCGAAAAUACGCUGCUGACUUCCGAAGACGGGUCGCGCCUCCCGGAAGCGGAGGACGAAGAUGACGAAGACGACUCCGAAGACGGACGGACGUCUGCGGAGAAGGGCAAAGAGGACAAAGGAGAAACGGGGGCGGACGCCCACGGGGAACGCUUUGAUCACAAAGAGAGAGACACUAAAGAGGCAGGAGAACCUGAGACCGACGGCGAAAUAACGGCGAAAGAUGACCGGCGAAAGGACAGAGAGGCCGCCGACCGGAAAGAAGAACCGGCGGCGGAAACGAAACGGCGGGGAUACAAAGAACAAGAAACUCAGGAAGCGGAGGAGGACGGCGAAGAAGAGGAGGAGUCGGACGGCGAGGACCGCCGGGAGACCAGGAUCGCCAUCGGGGAAGAAGUGGGCCGCGAGUGGCAGAUCGCCACCGAGACCGAACCUGUCGAACCCCCGCAAACGGACUGAAGGGUCUUUUGGGGAGUGCCCCAUCUCAAAUACUAAAUCUGAAUCGGAACAACCUUGCGUUAGCGUCGGUGCGCCGGCGCUAACUAUAGCAUCUAGUCUAGCUUCGGAGCCCAUCGCAAUUGUGCCAAUGUGCUUUUCUCUUUUUCACUAUAAAAAGUCUUUUAAAUCUAACACGAUGGCUUUUGCUUUCAUUUGAUCUGGGUUUGGUGGUCGGCAUGGGUUACAAAGUGGCACUUCAUCUGAUCCAGAAGUGUUAGAAUUUGACCUUUUAGCCAGAUUGCCGGAAUCACGCCAGCCAAAUCGCCGGAUCCGCACUAGCGCAAUUCCAACGGCCCGGCCAAAAGGUGAAACUCCACGCCUUGUACUGACUCCAUUUUAAAAGCUGGAAAAAGGCUUCAAAACACAAGUUGACAAUUUAUUCCAAGUCGACAGCAAUGCAAAAACCGCAAACCGACCCAGACAAAGAGGAAGGCCGGAUCCAGGCUCAAAGAUCAACAGGUCACGAGAAAAGACGGCGCUUGCGACAGAAUUCGGUCUUUUAAAGGCUUUAUGUGGGACGAGCUAUGGGCCGGAAGAAGGGUGCGUGCGGGCGGGCGGCGUUUGGGGUAAUCGUCUGUUGCGGAUUGGGCAGGAGAGUUCCCGCGUUACUGUUGUCAGGGCAGCGAGAGUUGAGGAUUGGUCCAGCCUCAGCACCACGUGAAUGGUGAGUGUCCAAUGGAUUCCUCUGUUAUCAGAUGUUCCUUGUGGGAGGAGAGGAUGUCCUUUCAUCGUUCUGCACCGUCCAUUGUUGGUUACCAGAAGAGCUGACGGCGGGAUUUGGCGGUCCAUAUAUCUUGGCCGUUCCCUGCUCGUCUCGCUCAGUCAGCUGCACGAUGCGCACGUGGAGCCCCUCUGUCAGUGUGACGUUCUUAAUGUUUGUCUUCUCGGUUAUGAUAGGGCUGUGCUGACCCUGCAACUCUCAGUCAUUCACAUCCGGGCUCUCUUGUCUACCCUCUCCAUCAUUUAUACUCCGAACAUAGUAUACUUGUUUUUCUAACCCAGUCUUUUUCAACUGGCUAGUGUACCGCACAUUUUUUAACGUCGUCGGGCGGAGUUGCAGUAGGAAGGAAGGAGUAGGUAGGAAGUUCUCGGUCGUGUGCAGAUGAGCGAGGUAUUUGCUAGUGUUGCGUUCAAGAACUGCUCACAUUUCUAGCCGUAAACCACCUUGCUGUCUGCAACAAUGUGGACCCCAGCACAUCUACUGUACAUCAUUUGAUUAGACUCAUCAAGAUAUACACAAAAGUGUUGAAGGAAUCUGACCUCUUAGCCAGAUUGCUAGAAUCACGCCAGUCGAACCGGCGGACCUGCGCCGGCACAGAUCCAAUGACCCGGGCCGGCGAGACCCUGGCCAAAAGGCCGAACUCUGCGCGUUCACCUUACUCUUAACCCCUUGUACUGACUCUGUCUUGAAAGCUGGAAAAUGGCUUCGAAGCACAAGUUGGCAAUUUAUUCAGGUCGACAGCAAUCAAACGGCAAGGCGAAACGGACUCAGGCGAGGAGGCAAGGCCACCAUAUCGCAAGUCGACAAAAGGUUCACGAGAAAAAUGGCAAUGCUUAGUUAAAAAUUCAGUCUUUUGAAGACUCUCGUGGGGCGGGCUGUGGGCAGGAAGAAAGGUGUGUUUAGGAUUAUUAUGUUUGUGGACAGGAGGAUCCGGGACUUAGGUUUUUUGUCAGGGCAAUGAGGGUUGUGGAUUUUGCCACUUAAGCGUCAUAAGGGCUCUUGGAGUAUGGUCAGCCGUGUCAUCAGUUGGAUAUGGGCCGUUCUCCGGUGUUCCUUGUGUUGGGACGGGGCAGACCGCCAUUUGUUCUGGACUGACCGGGAGAAAAGAUUGCGAGAGUUGAUGGUGCAGACGUGGGCUUGUCAGAGUCGAUCAUGCUCAGUCAGUUGCAUGACGCACACUUUGGGCUUCCUUGAUAAGAAGGCGUCAUGUAUCUCUUAUGACCUACCUUCUGCUUGUUUUCCUUCAACUAUGGUAUGAAUGUUAUUUAUUUGAUGUUGUGGUGUUGGGUGUGUUACAGUAAUAUAAACAGUAAAUACGAGAAACGAUACUAUUCCCUGAUUGAUUAUAUUAAGUGUGUUAGAAUAAUGCAAACAGACAUUGCCAACGAGAAAAGGUACUAUCUCCUUCAGUGUCCUUUCCAUUUGAUCCACAUGUGACGAUCGUUAAUCCUUCCCGGUUUAUUUCAACAUAUUGUCGAAGACAGCAAGGUGGCUGAUGGCUAGAAAUCCCAGCAGUUCUUGAAAGCGACACCGUCGCUUCAAAAUAAUCCGAUGGACUUUGUGAGAAAAUAAACUGCCAACUUUUAUGAGAAAAACUACAAAGGCAAAUGAGAAAGCCCUCAAAGCCUUGUUGUCCCACACUGUGGCAGAGACUGAUAAUACGUGCCUGCAAAGGCAUUUUCGGCGAGAUGCUCGGCCCAGAUGUGGUUAAAGACAUUGCCAAAGUCCCCCUGUCUGAUCAUUUUGAGCGUUUCAAUCCAAACUGCUAUAAAAAAAAAAAUCAGAGACUGAGCGCGUUUGACAAAGUUUCCAGCUAAGAUAUGGGAUUUGUGUUCAUCUAGACAGGCUCACCCUGAAUGAGUAUAAAUAUUGAAGUAUUAUUUUAUCAUUAAAUAUAAUGGACAGAAAGUCGUUUUGGAACAUUUUUGGUUGGUGGUCUGCCACCAGAUUUUUUUUCUAAUGUAAAAACGUGCCGUGACUCAGAAAAGGUUGAAAAACACUGUCCUAAACGAUGGUUCAAUUCUAUUCAUUUUAUAUUGGGAGUGUUUGAGUAAUACAA
Messenger RNA from Corythoichthys intestinalis (scribbled pipefish), 7903 nucleotides. RefSeq names its product pogo transposable element derived with ZNF domain b (gene pogzb). The record is from RefSeq and is a predicted model, not a curated record. The transcript has 17 exons. NCBI's taxonomy places the organism in Eukaryota, Metazoa, Chordata, Actinopteri, Syngnathiformes, Syngnathidae. The coding region runs from base 159 to 5084 and encodes 1641 amino acids.